UCAAAUACAAAUCUGUCAAAACUCGAAUGAUCUGAAAAUCCAUCUUAAUUUCGACGAGCACGUAAAUCCCAGUAAGAAAGGUACUGCCACAAAAUGCCUGAAAUGUCCGCUGCUGAAAAGCAGCUCUUGCUUCAAAAGCAUGAGCGUGCAUCCAAACUACGUGCUGAAUUUCAAAAGCAAAUCAGCAACCCCUAUCGCCAUGCAACCGGCGAAGGUGGCACUGUGUUCGAUGCAGGAAUGCAGCGUUUCCAAGCUAUGCGAGUAAACUACUACGAACACUUCCGACCAACUGGAAAGGCAUUGAGGACAGGUCUGCUAACAGUCGUUAUUCCAAUCUGUGCAUUCGCUCUUGGUUUUAAGUUGGACCGUGAAAGGAAAGAAGAGCAAUUUCGUACUGGCCAGGUUGCCUACAAAGAUCGUCAAUUUAAGUUCAUUUAAACGAUAAUUAAGUUUGUGGGUGUAUUUAUUUUUAAAGAAUAUCAAUACAAAUAAAGAUUGGUUAUGAAGAAUG
Eupeodes corollae is the source of this 511-nucleotide messenger RNA. It is a transcript of the gene ND-B15, whose product is annotated as NADH dehydrogenase [ubiquinone] 1 beta subcomplex subunit 4. The coding region runs from base 94 to 438 and encodes 114 amino acids. Lineage: Eukaryota; Metazoa; Arthropoda; Insecta; Diptera; Syrphidae. The record is from RefSeq and is a predicted model, not a curated record. Gene Ontology annotation, cellular component: mitochondrion. The transcript is spliced from 2 exons.